AUGAUCGCCUGUCCGCUUGGCGAAGUGCCAGAUAACAGAGCAACAAUGACCAACAAGUUACUAAAACUACUCUUUCUCCUUCCCCCUCUCUCCCUCCCCAUCUCUCUCUCUCUCUCUCUCUCUCAUUUUCCUCUUUCCUCAUCAUUCACUCUCAAUAUCUCCCUCUUUCUCUCUAAUUUUCUCUUUCCUCAUCAUGACUCUCUUUUUAUUCCUCUUUAUAACCCUCUCUCUAUUUCACUCUCUAUAUGUCACCCUCUCUGUCUAUUUUUCUCUUUCCUCAUCAGGAACUUUUUUUCCCUCCUCUUUGUAACCAUUACUUCAUUUCCCUAUCUAAAUCGGCCUCUCUCACUAUUUUUCUUUCCUCAUCAGUGCCUCUCUUUCCUUCUUCUUUUUAACCUUUUUUCUAUUUCACUCUCUAUAUCUCCCCCUCUCUCUUUAUCUUUCUAUUUCCUCAUCAGUGGCUCUCUUUCCAUCCUCUUCAUAACCCUCUCUUUUCAUCCUCUUUAUAACCCUCUCUCUAGUUCACUCUCAUGGCUCUCUUUCCUUUCUCUUUAUAACCCUCUCUCUAGUUCACUCUCAAUAUCUCCCUCUUUCUCUCUAAUUUUCUCUUUCCUCAUCAGUGAUUCUCUCUUUAUAACCUUUUUUCUAUUUCGCUCUCUAUAUCCCUCCCUCUCUCUUUAUCUUUCUAUUUCCUCAUCAUGGCUCUCUUUCCUUUCUCUUUAUAAACCUCUCUCUAGUUCACUCUCAAUAUCUCCCUCUUUCUCUCUAAUUUUCUCUUUCCUCAUCAUUGAUAACAUGAUUUACUUAUCUAUCUAUCUAUCUAUCUAUCUAUCUAUCUAUCUAUCUAUCUAUGUUACUCGGUGUCUCUAA
Messenger RNA from Acanthosepion pharaonis, 870 nucleotides. The record is from the annotation of a GenBank genome assembly. NCBI's taxonomy places the organism in Eukaryota, Metazoa, Mollusca, Cephalopoda, Sepiida, Sepiidae.